This is a messenger RNA of Aethalodelphis obliquidens (Pacific white-sided dolphin), 4402 nucleotides long. RefSeq names its product aminopeptidase puromycin sensitive (gene NPEPPS). The record is from RefSeq and is a predicted model, not a curated record. Gene Ontology annotation, biological process: peptide catabolic process; proteolysis. The transcript is spliced from 24 exons. Gene Ontology annotation, molecular function: zinc ion binding; peptide binding; metalloaminopeptidase activity. Bases 136 to 3036 code for a protein of 966 amino acids. Gene Ontology annotation, cellular component: membrane; cytoplasm. NCBI's taxonomy places the organism in Eukaryota, Metazoa, Chordata, Mammalia, Artiodactyla, Delphinidae.
CCCUGUAGGCAGCCGGCCCGCCAGCCCGCGCGUCCGUACUGCCUGCCUCCCGGCCCCUGGCGAUCGGGCUGGGUCUCUCCCCCGCCCCCAGGCUCCCCCGGUCGCUCUCCUCAGGCGGUCGCCGGCGCUCGGUGGAUGUGGCUGGCAGCCGCCGCCCCCUCCCUCGCUCGCCGCCUGCUCUUCCUCGGCCCUCCGCCUCCUCCCCUCCUCCUUCUCCUCCUCAGCCGCUCCUCUCGCUGCCGCCGCCGCCUCCACAGCCUGGGCCUCGCCGCGAUGCCGGAGAAGAGGCCCUUCGAGCGGCUGCCUGCCGACGUCUGCCCCAUCAAUUACAGCCUUUGCCUCAAGCCCGAUUUGCUGGACUUCACCUUCGAGGGCAAGCUGGAGGCCUCCGCCCAGGUGAGGCAGGCAACCAAUCAGAUUGUGAUGAAUUGUGCUGAUAUUGACAUUAUUACAGCUUCAUAUGUACCAGAAGGAGAUGAAGUUCCCCGGCCAGGGAUUGAACCCAGGCUCUUGUCAGUGAAAGCCCGGAGUCCUAACCACUGGACCGCCAGGGAAUCCCCUACAGAUUGUGUCUUUAGAUGCUUUGACAACCGUAAACAAUUCAGUGACAAUUUUGAAAUACAUGCUACAGGAUUUAACUAUCAGAAUGAAGAUGAAAAAGUCACCUUGUCUUUUCCUAGUACUCUCCAACCAGGUACAGGAACUUUAAAGAUAGAUUUUGUUGGAGAGCUGAAUGAUAAAAUGAAAGGUUUCUAUAGAAGUAAAUAUACUACCCCUUCUGGAGAGGUGCGCUAUGCUGCUGUCACACAGUUUGAGGCUACUGAUGCCCGGAGAGCUUUUCCUUGCUGGGAUGAGCCUGCCAUCAAAGCAACUUUUGAUAUCUCAUUGGUUGUUCCUAAAGACAGAGUAGCUUUAUCAAACAUGAAUGUAAUUGAUCGGAAACCAUAUCCUGAUGAUGAAAAUGUAGUGGAAGUGAAGUUUGCUCGCACACCUGUCAUGUCUACAUAUCUGGUGGCAUUUGUUGUGGGUGAAUAUGACUUUGUAGAAACAAGGUCAAAAGAUGGUGUGUGUGUCCGUGUUUACACCCCUGUUGGCAAAGCAGAGCAAGGAAAAUUUGCGUUAGAGGUUGCUGCUAAAACUCUGCCUUUUUAUAAGGACUACUUCAAUGUUCCUUAUCCUCUACCUAAAAUUGAUCUCAUUGCUAUUGCAGACUUUGCAGCUGGUGCCAUGGAGAACUGGGGCCUUGUUACUUAUAGGGAGACUGCAUUGCUUAUUGAUCCAAAAAACUCCUGUUCUUCAUCACGCCAGUGGGUUGCCCUGGUUGUGGGACAUGAACUCGCCCAUCAAUGGUUUGGAAAUCUUGUUACUAUGGAAUGGUGGACUCAUCUUUGGUUAAAUGAAGGCUUUGCAUCAUGGAUUGAAUAUCUGUGUGUAGACCACUGCUUCCCAGAGUAUGAUAUCUGGACUCAGUUUGUUUCUGCUGAUUACACACGUGCCCAGGAGCUUGAUGCCUUAGAUAACAGCCAUCCUAUUGAAGUCAGUGUGGGCCAUCCUUCUGAAGUUGAUGAGAUAUUUGACGCUAUAUCAUAUAGCAAAGGUGCAUCUGUCAUCCGAAUGCUACAUGACUACAUUGGGGAUAAGGACUUUAAGAAAGGAAUGAACAUGUAUUUAACCAAGUUUCAACAAAAGAAUGCUGCCACAGAGGAUCUCUGGGAAAGUUUAGAAAAUGCCAGUGGUAAACCUAUAGCCGCUGUGAUGAAUACCUGGACCAAACAAAUGGGAUUCCCCCUCAUUUAUGUGGAAGCGGAACAGAUAGAAGAUGACAGACUACUGAGCUUGUCCCAAAGGAAGUUCUGUGCCAGUGGACCAUAUGUUGGAGAAGACUGUCCCCAGUGGAUGGUUCCUAUCACAAUCUCUACUAGUGAAGAUUCCAGCCAUGCCAAAAUGAAGAUUCUCAUGGACAAGCCAGAGAUGAAUAUAGUUUUAAAAGAUGUCAAACCAGACCAGUGGGUGAAGUUAAACCUGGGAACAGUUGGGUUUUAUCGGACCCAAUACAGCUCAGCCAUGCUGGAAAGUUUAUUACCAGGCAUUCGUGACCUUUCUCUGCCCCCUGUGGAUCGACUUGGAUUACAGAAUGACCUCUUCUCCUUGGCUCGAGCUGGAAUCAUUAGCACUGUAGAGGUUCUAAAAGUCAUGGAGGCUUUUGUGAAUGAGCCCAAUUAUACUGUAUGGAGCGACCUGAGCUGUAACCUGGGGAUUCUCUCAACUCUCUUGUCCCACACAGACUUCUAUGAGGAAAUCCAGGAGUUUGUGAAAGAUGUCUUUUCACCUAUAGGGGAGAGACUGGGCUGGGACCCCAAGCCUGGAGAAGGUCAUCUCGAUGCACUCCUGAGGGGCUUGGUUCUGGGAAAACUAGGGAAGGCAGGACAUAAGGCAACGUUAGAAGAAGCCCGUCGUCGGUUUAAGGACCAUGUGGAAGGGAAACAGAUUCUCUCCGCUGAUUUGAGGAGUCCGGUCUAUCUGACUGUUUUGAAGCAUGGUGAUGGCACUACCUUAGACAUUAUGCUGAAGCUUCACAAACAAGCAGAUAUGCAGGAAGAGAAAAACCGGAUUGAAAGAGUCCUUGGGGCUACUCUUUCACCUGAAUUGAUUCAAAAAGUCCUCACGUUUGCACUUUCAGAAGAGGUACGUCCACAGGACACUGUAUCAGUAAUUGGUGGAGUGGCUGGAGGCAGUAAGCAUGGAAGGAAGGCUGCUUGGAAAUUCAUAAAAGACAACUGGGAAGAACUUUAUAAUCGAUACCAGGGAGGAUUCUUAAUAUCUAGACUAAUAAAGCUAUCAGUUGAGGGAUUUGCAGUUGAUAAAAUGGCUGGAGAAGUUAAGGCUUUCUUCGAGAGUCACCCAGCUCCUUCAGCUGAGCGUACCAUCCAGCAGUGUUGUGAAAAUAUCCUGCUGAAUGCUGCUUGGCUAAAGCGUGAUGCCGAGAGCAUCCACCAGUACCUCCUUCAGCGAAAGGCCUCACCACCCACAGCAUGAACCCGGAGCAUGCCGCCACUGCGGUUCUGCUGCUUCAUGCAGGGAUAAGGUGGAGCGACCGAACAGCUGAUUCAUAUGCCAAGAAUUUGGAGUCUUCUUUCAAGCCAGUGGGGGUUGGACAUUGAAUGUAGUUAACUGGUUCCUGCUCACACUCCAGAAUUAAAUUCUAUUGAAAAAGGAAAAUCAGCAAUUCAGCAAAAAAAAUAAAAAAUAAAAAAAAUGUAAAUAUGAUAGUAAUAAAAUAGAGCAUAACGAAACUGUGAAACUUCCUGAAGCCUUGUCAGUGGUUAAAAGUAUUUAACACUCUCCUGUUAAUGACAGAUGUUCUGUUUUUAUAACCUACCAAAAGGAAACUAGAGGCUUCUGGGUAAAGAGGAUUUUUGUGAAAUGGGUUCUACAAGCAGCCUACAAACCAAGGGUAGUGUCCAUUGCUGGGGAUGUUAAACAUGAAAGGCUGAUAGCUGGUAUAACAUAGAGUCUGUGCAUAAUUUCAAGUGGGUUUUUUUUUUUUUUUUUUUGGCAUGGGGACUGAUCAGGAAGAUAUAUUUUCCUGCAUAACUCAAUCUGAACCAAGGAUUGUAGUUUUCCUCCUUGCUUUCCCUUCUGUGUGACCCCUUGGAAAAAAAAAAAAAAAAAAAAAAAGUUUAAAAAAAAAACCUAUCCUGGUCUGGGUUUUUUCCUCCCCUAGUUCCAUCCCCAACCCACCACCCCGGUGUCCUUCUUAGAGAUAAAGAAAUAAUAAGGAAACAUCUUUUAUAGCCACAUUAAAUAAGAGAAACUGAUAUACAUUAUUUUUUUCUUUCUUUUUUAAGAUGACUUUUAAGAACCCUGAAAUGCAUAUAGGUGAGACAAUAGAAAUGAAAGGUUUUCAUCCAGGCCUUUCUGAAGGAGUUACUCUGCUGAAAAUGGUCUUAGUUGUCUGACAGGCCAACUGUUGAAUCUCUUUAUGACAGUAUCAACACUGGCUUCUUCUGGUUCAUUUUGGGCAUGUAAGAAGUCAUUGGUAACUGCUGCAGGGCCUAUGUAUUAGUGGUAACUGGUUUUAAAAACAACAAAGACUAUAAGCCUGUGUGUGCCACUCUGCUUCCACAGUGUAUCCUACUAACAAGCCUCACCAACCUAAUCCAGUACAUUUUAAGUCUAAAUCUCAUUCCUUUCCUCUUUCCCUACCUUUUUUCUUUUCUUUUUCUUAAAAAAAAAUAUUUUUGUGUGUUAUUAACAGGAAUUCAUAUUUGGUGUGGCUUAACUGUAUUUCAGAAGGUCAUCAGAUUGUGAGACUGCUUCCUUGAAACAUUUUUGUGCUAUUGUUUUAAAAAAAAUAAUUAAAAAACAGUUGGCGUUAAUAAAAAUGUCAAUGUGAAAUUGA